Nematocida parisii ERTm1 is the source of this 1778-nucleotide messenger RNA. RefSeq lists its product as uncharacterized. The transcript has a single exon. The record is from RefSeq and is a predicted model, not a curated record. Lineage: Eukaryota; Fungi; Microsporidia. Gene Ontology annotation, biological process: intracellular protein transport; vesicle-mediated transport. The coding region runs from base 1 to 1671 and encodes 556 amino acids.
AUGCUUAGAGAGAGACAGGCGCAAGAACUAUCGGGGCUUUUGAAGGGAGAGUCAUUUGAAUGGUCUGUGCUAAUACUGGACAAGGAUGGGCAGGAUGUGAUUUCUCCUUUAUUCAUAAUGACAGACUUGAUGGAAAUGGGUAUUGUGCAGUGUUUAAAGAUGGAGGACAUUCGUGAGCAGAAUCUAGAGACGCGUGCUGUGUAUUUAAUAAAGGAAACUGAAGAAAACAUAAGCAGGAUCUUAGAAGAUGUAAAGAUGCAGCUAUACAGCAAGAUAGAAAUACUUUUUACGGGAAUAAUUAGCACUUCUUUAUUGAAGGAUUUAGCUUUUAAAGCAGCCGCACUGAAAGAGGCCAGUAGAAUAGUAAGAAUUACUGAUGCAAUUACGAAUAUUUCACUUCUUCAUGAGAGUAUUUAUACAAUGAAUAUGACAAAGUCAUUUGUUGAGACCGUGCAAUUAGCACAGAAGUACAUUACAACUGGAAAGGAUUCUUGUGCCGAGAGGGCAAUGGAAGAGCACUACCGUGCACUGUCAAAUAAUUCAAUAGAUGAUUCACUAACUCUGUCAAAGGAGGAGGUAAUGAAUGAGCACGGAGAGUACUUUGACAAGAUUGUGAUGGGUCUUUCUUCUGUGUUUAAGAACGGGCUAGCGCCUGCUGUGUUUUAUAACCAUCCGAUAGCCAAGAAAGUAUCUUCUGAGCUACUUGAUAGGCUAUCAGAUAUUUCAGAGGUUAUGGAGAAGCAGCGGCCUAAUAAACCAAAAAAAAUGAAAAGACCCCUUCUUGUCAUUCUCACGCGGGGGGAAGACUUGGUCACUCCUCUUUAUCAUACAAACACGUACGGUGCAAUGCUAAAUGAGAUAUUUGACUUUUCUUUGAAUAAGCUUGUCAUUCACAAUCCCAUAAGCAAACCACAGGAGAAGAAAGAGAAAGAGACGUACAAUCUUAACAGAUAUGAUACACUCUACAACGACAAUAUUCACGAGCCAUUUACAACAGUAGUAGAUCGAGUGAAUGAGGAUUUGCAGGCAUACAAAGAGUUAUCACAGAGUGCAUCAAUAAAUAUGGCGACGGGUAAUGACGAUAUGGUACGGUCACUUAUCCAGCUGCCAGACCUUCUGGGGAAGAACCGGUUGCUCUAUAAUCACAUGAACAUUGUGCUGAAUGCAAUAAAAAUCAUACAACAGAAACACUUAGAUGAGCUAUUUGCAGUUGAGGAUGGCAAUGCACUGGAUAUGCCAGAGGUAGAAGAGAUCAUCAAUAAAGUAGAGUUAAAUGAUCUUAUAAGACUGUGUGCUGUUGUAUUCAGUAAGUUCAACAAGCACUAUGCAGAAGUCUCAGCCCUUGCAGGGAAGAGGAUUAAAAACAGCAAAGUACUAAAGUACAUAGAAAAUAACACGGUGCAGCACAGCACCAGAAAGAAGAUCCUGCAUAACAUAAAGAAAAUGAUUGGUGUGCAGAAAGAUGGCAUUAUAAAACGGGUGGAUGAAGUUUGGUCAGGGAAGACAGAAGAUUUCUCCUCUCUGAACAUAUUCAUCCUGGGCGGGGGCACAUAUGACGAGUACACAGCAGUUUUAGAAUACGGAAAAGCGCAUAAGAUAGAAGUGACAUACGGCAGUACUGAAAUAUUUUCAGCGAACUCUUUCAUGGCACAGAUCGAUGAAAUUGCAUAAUCUGCCUGACAAGCCUAUUUUGUCUGUACUAAAUCUGUAUACGUGCACAUUUCGGGUUAUCACUGUGUAUUAAAUCAUUAGCCAAAUAAUUAUCAUGAUAAAUUCAG